CUGAGCUGCUUCAGAUGGCAGAGAGGAGUUCACCUGCUGAGGUUAACCUGACGUGUUUUUACCUUCACGUGUAUCCAUCUCCAGAGAGUGAUGUCUCCUCCGUCUUCAUUCGAACUCUUCUUCCCCCGACACUGACAGUGAAUCCUCCGGUGAUCACAGAGACAGACUCAGUCACUCUGCACUGUCAGACUCCACCCUCUGUUUCUGUGUCUCAGUGUUAUUUCUACACUUUAAGUGGAGGAGUCUUCCCUUGUCUGAAGACUCUGAAAGGAACUGAGCUGCUGGAGAAGUCACAGCAGAGAUCACCUGCUGAAGUUCAAAUGAAGUGUUUUUACACUUUAAAGCUUGGAGGGAUACAUUAUCCAUCUCCACACAGUGACACCUCCUCCAUCACCGUACGCACAGGUUUGCCUGUUACCAGUGUUUCCACUCCUGUGACUCCUCUUACAUCAGGUCGGACUGUUUACACGCCAAGUAUUAGUGAAAGUUCCUCUUCUUCUCCCCUCACACAAGUGAAACCAACACCAGAAACACUCACUAGUGUGAAUCCAGCACCUGAUCAAGAUAUAACAGGUUCAAGUGUUACUAUGGCUGGUAUUAAAGAUAGCUCUAACACUGCAGCCCCUCAGAAAACAGCAUCAGCAGGACUAUGGAAGUUUGUAGCAGUUGUGGCUGGAUGUGGAGUUACUGUGGGAGUCAUCUUGCUGGUUUCUGGAAUUCUCUGUAACAACAGAAGAACUGCAGGUUCUGAGGAAGUGAAAGGCAGACAGGAGCAUCACAAUGAGAAUAUGGAGACAUACCACAUGUACGCAGCCAUCACGGAGGAGCCGGCUGCAUCGGACCUCAAGAGUAUAAUGUACAGCACCGUGCAGUCACACUGAAACGAUACCAUUCAGAGAGAGAAGCAGACAGCCUAAGAACUUUUACUGAAAUUAACUUUGUGUACGACGUUCACUGGUAUAAUGCUGAUCGAGUUUUAGAGUUUUUACAACUAUUAAAGCUAUGCAAUUUUCAAGUUAAAGUCUAUUAUAUACAAAGCUCAGCAUUUGUUUCAAGCUGCAUUUAAAUGUUGCUUUUUUCAGUUCAAGAUUAAAAAAGUAUUUAGUUCAGCUUCUUAUCUACAGCAAAGAUCACUUCAGUCCAAUUUUCUUUACUUUGAGACUGUUUUUAACAGGUUUUAUUUGAUCUGACUAUGAACUUUACGUGCAAUAAAAUGUUUCUACAAAUACUGUAAAAAGACAUGUUGACACUUAAUUAGCUUUUUUUUUUGCUCUUUAUCAUAAAUGAUGGCUGGACCUGAACCAUUCUCUGAUCUUUCUCAUGCACGUUGAGCUUUUCUGAAAUGUGUUCUGAUUUAAAACAAGAAGAAAGCAAAAAUA
This is a messenger RNA of Gymnodraco acuticeps, 1379 nucleotides long. RefSeq lists its product as uncharacterized. The transcript has 9 exons. Lineage: Eukaryota; Metazoa; Chordata; Actinopteri; Perciformes; Bathydraconidae. The record is from RefSeq and is a predicted model, not a curated record. Bases 15 to 881 code for a protein of 288 amino acids.